This is a messenger RNA of Vollenhovia emeryi, 3063 nucleotides long. Its product is annotated as odorant receptor 4-like. Gene Ontology annotation, biological process: detection of chemical stimulus involved in sensory perception of smell; sensory perception of smell. Gene Ontology annotation, cellular component: plasma membrane. NCBI's taxonomy places the organism in Eukaryota, Metazoa, Arthropoda, Insecta, Hymenoptera, Formicidae. The transcript has 6 exons. The coding region runs from base 1646 to 2782 and encodes 378 amino acids. Gene Ontology annotation, molecular function: odorant binding; olfactory receptor activity. The record is from RefSeq and is a predicted model, not a curated record.
UGUUGCCAUAAAACAUUAUGUAUAAGCAAUAAAACUGCUACAGUAAAACGUAAUGUAUUUUAUGAUAGCUUUUAAAAAAUAUAGCUUGCAAUAAUAUAAUAAGAAUUAUGACAGAUUUAACAUUUUUACAGUAUUUCAUGUCACUGUUGACAUAUUUCACGACAAUGAGAGCCGUAAUUGGCGAUUUGAAUCAUUAAAGUCAGAAAGUAUGAAUUAUCGUACGCACUUACGUAAAUAUUAUAUAAUAGAUACCUACAAUGAGAACUAAUGCGAAUAAUAUAAAAUGCAUAUUUCGCGAUGAAGAAGAAUCAACUGCUGGACAAAUUCUUAUACACGUAUAUUUAGAAUCGUACAUCACUACUCGUGUGAUUUUACAUAGUGAAUGUCAUGGUAAUCUUAUCUAAUUGCUAUAUAUUGCCAUAUAAUUCACAUAUUGUCAGAUGAUAUCGUUUGGUAACAAAAUUUUGAGAAAGUUGUCUCUGGAGAAUUCUUACAUUUUCAUAAGACGUCUAAUUACCUAUAUUUUUUCUUGGCUAUUUCCACUGAUUGUUUUAAGGUAAUUGGAAUUUGUUUUAGAAUAUUAUUUCACGUAAAUAUUCUGGUUUUCUUACAUAAAUAUACGCAGUCUUUUUGUUUAUUAUUUAUAACUUAUUAAGACUGGUUGUGAGUUAAUCAUUAAUGCAUCUAUUUUUAAUUGAUUCCAUUGAUCAUCUUGACAAUACUCACUUCUACGUAUAAGAUAUGUGAUUAUAUCACGGCCAGCACGAAUGUUUUAAAAAGAAUUUUAAAUGUAUCACCAGCUAGAAAGGAAAUUUAUGGGUACAUAUAGCUUAAAUUAUAUAUACACAAUGCAUAAUAUUAAGAAGACACUACACUUAUGUAUAAUAAUAAAAAUAUCCACGAAAAAGUAAAAAGUUUGACUACUAGUAAUUUAACUUAAGAGAACAUUUAGAUUUAUAGCUAGCGGUAGAAUAAAUUAUCCGUUGAGAGAGAAAUUUAUAUUGUACAAGUUUCAAGAAUAGACUGUGCACGAAUGAAAGAGAGUUUCUUUUUUACUUUUCACUUAUUUCCACGAUCUUUACUUUUUACUUAUAUCUCAGUUUGAGUUAGAAGAUUCAUCAAUGUUUCAAUAGUGCCAGAAACAGCUGCUAUGUAACACCACAUUUCCCAUUUCAGGUUCUGCAUAUCCAAUAAAUUAUUAACGUUUUCUGCCACUUAGCGUUAGCCUACGGAAAAUAUGCAGAAGAAAACCUAAUAUCGCACGGCUAUUUUGUGUUCCUCCAAUCGAUAUUUUACAUUUCCGUAAAACUGUAAAAAAUCAUACAUCAACUUAAUUUACUUCAAUGAAUACUUUUUUUUACACUUGAGAUAACCGAUGCAACAUGUAUUAUUUUUGCGCACCUCCACCUAGCGCAUAUUUUAUAAGAAUACUGUUGAAAUAGCGUGUAUUUUGUGAAAGAAAAAUUUUCAAGACGGUAUAGACGGUUUUCAAGUCUGCAGACUUUACACUAUUCUUAUUCCCCGACAUUUUACUGCACGCUCUUGAAUCGUCGAUUGCUCGACAACAUGAGAAAUGAUUCCCAAUAAGCAAUAGUAUUUGCAAUAUAUUUUUACGUAUUCCCCGUACGUACGAUCCAUCGAGGUCAUGCCAGAGAAAGUAACGCUGAAAAAGGCGAUUGCCGUCGUAAAGUUGAGUUUGUUUGUUAUAUGGUUUUGGCCGCUACCACUGAACACUGGUAAACGCAAAGUGCUAUUCAUGAAGUUGUAUCAGUACGUCUGUAUAUUACUGACUAUAGCCGUGCUAGCGUCGAUGAUAUACGGUCUCGUGAAGAAUCUCGAUGAUCUCGAACUUGUUAUAAAGUCAUCGUUGGGUUUGUUUCCUUGUAGCCAUGUUAUUGGCAACAUUCUGUGCCACCUAGCCAUUUAUAAACGAUUGCAAUACGUUACUCUCGAAAUGGAGAAUUUUUGCGCGCUAAUAAAGCCUCAUGAAGAAGCAACUGUGCAGCGGGAAUAUGUUGACAAGUACUCCAACUUCUAUGGUUUCUGUAUAAGUUUAUUCUACAUGAGUCUCUGCGGCCUCUUCGUGGGACCUAUCGUGCUAGACGAACCGCUUCCAGCACCUGCUGAUUUUCCAUUUGACGCAUCUCAACAACCGCUAAGGGCUAUUACGUAUAUGCACCAAAUUGUGGUUGGUAUGUUCAUAGCCUCGCAUUUAUGUGUAAAUGCUUUCAUGGCGCUUUUGCUUUGGUUGACAUCAGCGAGGUUUAAAUUGUUGACUGAUGAGUUAUGUACAAUGACAAACAUCUACGAUUUCGCGAAAUGCAUCGAGAAGCAUCAACAAUUACUUCAGUAUGCAGGAGAAGUUGCCGUUGCAGUUCGUCCUUUUGCAUUGGUAACUGUAUUUUUCAGUACUGUAUCAUUAAUAGUAUUUGGCCUUAUAUUUAUUACAGGAGUAUCAUUAUCCUUGAAGAUCCAAUGUGUCUUUUUAGCGACCAGUGCAUUAUUAGAAGUAUUUAUGUAUUCGUGGCCAGCAGAACAUUUGAUUCAUAUAAGUACCAAUAUAGCACAGGCAGUUUUUGAAACUAAUUGGUAUAAGGAAUCGGAAUAUUUUCGGAAAAACUUACAGAUGGUUAUACUGAGGAGUCAGAAGCCAAUACUUGUUGUAUUGCCAUGCGGCUUGCCGUCGUUGUCUUUACGUUAUUACGCGUCGUACCUCUCAACUAUAUUCUCAUACUUCACUACAAUGCGAAUAAUGUUUGAGGAGAAAGAAUCUGGAUACUAAGUAAACAGCGUAUUUUUUAAUGAAGUAUUGGCGACAAGAAAAGUUCUCUGCACUACAAAAUGCAAAAUUAGAUUAUUCUUAUUUGAGCAGAUUUUAUUUAAAAAAUUAUGUUUCCUGCACAAUAUGUUAAAAUAUUCAAUGUACAGGAUAUAAAAACACUCGUAUAAAAAAUUCAAAAAAUUAUGUAAUAUAAACAGUAAUUUUUCAAGUAUAAAGGCAAAUUAUAGAUUAAAAUUCUAACAAUAAUAUCAAUUAUUUAAAUAUAAAUUCUUGAUCAAAUA